Messenger RNA from Fraxinus pennsylvanica, 1599 nucleotides. NCBI's taxonomy places the organism in Eukaryota, Viridiplantae, Streptophyta, Magnoliopsida, Lamiales, Oleaceae. The record is from the annotation of a GenBank genome assembly.
AUGGCAGAAGUGAAACCAGAAGAGGUCUGUCCUGAUAACAAGCAAUCAACAGCUGCUUCGAGCUCUUCUGUUUCCGAGAAUAGUGGCAGCGUUGCACUUAAGUCACCUGGUAUAAGUAGUCCCACAAAUGUAUCUCCAUCUCAUAGGAGAACUACUGGCCCAAUUAGAAGAGCAAAGGGAGGUUGGACUCCAGAGGAGGAUGAUACCUUAAAAAGGGCUGUUGCAGCUUACAGAGGGAAAUCUUGGAAGAAAAUAGCCGAAUUCUUUCCAGAUAGGUCAGAAGUACAGUGCUUGCAUAGAUGGCAAAAGGUUCUCAAUCCAGAACUUGUUAAAGGUCCAUGGACUCCAGAGGAGGAUGAGAAAAUUGUGGAACUGGUAGCUAAAUAUGGACCAACAAAAUGGUCUAUUAUAGCGAAGUCAUUACCAGGUCGAAUUGGGAAACAAUGCCGUGAGAGGUGGCACAAUCAUUUGAAUCCAAAUAUUAAGAAGGAUGCUUGGACUUUGGAAGAAGAACUUACUCUACUAGGUGCUCAUAGGACUCAUGGGAAUAAAUGGGCUGAAUUAGCAAAGCUACUACCUGGAAGGACUGACAAUGCAAUCAAGAAUCACUGGAAUAGUUCUUUGAAGAAGAAGUUAGAUUUCUAUUUGGCUACUGGGAACCUUCCACCUGUUGCUAAGAAUGUUCCCCAAAAUGGCAGCAGAGUUGUGAAUAGAAUGGUUUCAAUUGAAGAGGAUAUUGUUUGUGCAAAUAAAGGACCAGAUUCAACCACCUUAGUUUCAUCAGGAGCUGUAGAUACACGUAAAAUUGAAGAUGGGAAGGAUAAUCUGGAAACUGCUAAUGAAGUUCAUAAUAUAGCUGGAUCAGCUAGUGACCCCCGGAAUGAGUCUGCUGAUCUUGAAGGUGCUACAUUUGAGUCAAUGCCAUCAGAAGUAAAUCCCAUCCAUUCAAGUAUAGAAUGCGAUUUUGAGAGAUGUGGAACACAUCGUGUAGCUGAUCAAUACAGAAUAACUGAAACCUCAUUGCAUGAUAAUAUUCCCUUAUACGGGACACUAUAUUAUGAGCCACCACAAAUGGAUUCUAAUCUUCCAAAUAUUUCUCGAAUGCACUCUGAAUCAGACAUUAGUCCAAUAAUGUCUCCCGUGACUUUCUUCACUCCACCUAGCAUGAAAGGAGGUUAUUUGUUUGCACAAACUCCGGAAUCUUUAUUGAAAAUUGCUGCCAAAAGCUUUCCUAAUACUCCAUCCAUAUUGCGAAGAAGAAAGUCUGGAAGUCAGUUAUCUGCGCCUACAAGUAAAAAUUGCCGGGUAGAUAGUGAAGCAGUCGAGGAAACAUGUCAAUCUACCAGUGAGUAUAAUCAAAUGAAGAGUCCAGAGAAUAUGGAGUCACAAGAGAAGAGUUUGCAUAGAGAUCUUUCGGGUGAAGUUUACAUUGGAUUAUGUAAUGGCAAGUCCCAUAAUUUAUCUCCUCCAUAUCGGUUAAGAUCCAAAAGGACUUCUGUUCUUAAGUCUAGGAAUCCCUCCUGUAACAAAGUUCGUCUAUACACGUCAAAAAGGGUUAUGAAUGAGAAUGGAAAUCCAACAAGGGUUGGAAAUUGCUAA